GCGGUCUGACAGCUGUCAAGUGGCAUUUCAAUAUGGCGGCCACAAACAAAGCAACGCACCCUGCCUACUGCGCCCGUACCUGGUUUCACAAAACUUCAUGGCGGUGAUCGAUUCAGCUGCAUUGUCGUCGUUGUUUGUUCUGUUUUCUAUUUUUGUGUACGCGUGAGAAAGUUUCACCUUAACCCGAUACAGUGCGCGAGUGCAUUCGAGCUGUACCCAUGUCGAUCGGGGUUAAUUUGCGUGUGACGGGCCACACGUCGAUCGGUGGCCGCAAGUACCAGGAGGACUACUUUUCCGUCGCCUACCAGCAAACGGAGAAUGACCAAAAUCUGGAGUACGCGUACUUUGGCAUUUACGACGGGCAUGGCGGCGCGGAAGCGUCCCUGUACGCCAAGGAGCAUCUGAUGAACACGAUCGUGAGCCAGAAAUUGUUCUGGUCGGAGAAUGAUGACGAUGUGCUGAAAUCGAUACGCGAAGGCUACAUCCAGACACACUAUUCGAUGUGGCGCGAGCAAGACAAAUGGCCAAAAACGUCGUCCGGAUUACCGAGCACGGCAGGAACGACGGCCAGCAUCGCGUUUAUAAGGCGUGGAAAAAUUUACAUCGGUCACGUAGGCGAUUCGGGCAUCGUGUUGGGUUACCAGAAUGAUAAGGAAUCGGCACACGACGGACGCUGGGUUGCGACACCGCUCACCGAAGACCAUAAGCCCGAAAGUUACGCAGAAAAGAUGCGUAUUAUGAGCUGCGGCGGUAAGGUGGUCACCAAGUCCGGGGUGCCGCGUGUUGUGUGGAACCGGCCACGCAUUGGCCAUAAGGGACCGGUGCGACGGAGUACACCGAUCGACGAGAUACCGUUUCUGGCGGUGGCACGAAGUUUGGGUGAUUUGUGGAGCUACAAUUCGGCGAUGGAUGAGUUCGUCGUAAGUCCCGUGCCGGACGUGUCGGUUAUUGAGAUCGAUCCGAAAAAGUAUCGAUGUCUCAUAUUCGGUACCGAUGGUCUGUGGAACGUAAUGUCACCGAAGAAUGCGGUCGACAUUGUACGGAACGCGGAAAUGGAAAACAUACGCAUUGCGCUUGAAGGUGGCAAUGAGUGGAAAAAUCCGAGCAAGCUGCUAGUGAACGAGGCGCUCGAUCGGUGGAGCCGAAGCAAUAUGAAGGCCGACAAUACGUCCGUCGUUAUCAUAAUGCUGGAUCCUCCCGGGCCACCCAAGCGAGAUGUGCUCAAAUCGGUUAAGGAUAGCAUCCAGCACGUAGCUACUAGCGAUCCGCUAACCACUGGCCAAGGUACGGUGGGAAGCAACAUUAUCCAUCUGUUCGACUGUAUCACACGUGGCGAGACAAUCCCGUCGAUGGCACAGAUGGACAGCUUGCGGUACAGCAACAAUGCGCACCACGGCGGACAUGUGGCGCACAGCUACCAGCACUCACACCACGCCACGGAGCAAUAUUGUGAUACAGAAGGGCAAGUUGGUCAUCAGCAAACGGAACACCAAAUGGCACAUCUACAAGCGGCUGCCGAUCAGUACGUCAGUCCUGUCCUUCCAUCUACCUCGUACCAGGAUCAGGAUCUUUCCUACACGGACAGCUUUGCCGAUUCGUACAACACACUACUAAACCGUAACUUUGAAAAUACGGACCACUCGUACACAUCGCUCUUUCAUCCGGUCAGCGGGCACGCCGAAGGUCUUGAUGCCGCCGAUGAUUUGUACCGCACUAAAGCCACCAUGGUGGAAGGCGAUGGCCCGCACGAAGAGGACGAUGAAACGAUGUACGACUACUCAUCGCUUGCGUCGGACGAUGAUACGAUGCGCACAAACCAGUGCAGCGAUUCAACGUACUCGCUAACAAAUUUGCAAACCAAAUCGGAACGAUUGCGGGCUGAGUUGCUGGAGUCGUGCAGCUCACCGGACACGUACUACCAUCAGCAGCCGCGGUCGGAAGACAGCGCGGGAGGGUAUACGGGAAAUUUGGCCAUUAUCGAGCACUUUCACAAUUAUCAUCAUCCUCCACCACCGCACGGGUACGAAGAGCACGCGAGAGCUUCCCACUCGGAGCCGAACGAGCACGUGUCCCAUCACAACUAUCACCAGUACCACCAGCUGGAUCAGUUGGACGAGCAGCAAUUUCAGCAUCAUCAUCAUAAUCACCAUCAGCACUAUCAAGAUUAUCAGAUGGAACGGUACGAUUAUCGACAUCAUGCGGCCAACAAUAAUGGUAGCGUGGUCGUGCCUUGUGAAGCAACGUGCAGCAAAUAUCCAUCGCAGAAGAGUGAGCAGCGCAUUGCACACCAAGCGAACGAAGACGAGGGAGCAGAGGAAGCGGAGGUGGAGGACGAGGAUGAAGAAAUGGGACAGGAAAGUGGUUCCAGCACGGACGCUUCGACCCAACAGCAGAUCAUUUCCAUCCAUGGUCAUCGUAUCCAGAUCAACGAGGUUUCUUCCUCGUACGUGGGCACAUCGAAGCUUCUUUUACCGCACCGCUCGGACAGCGAAAGUACGACCAGCACCAAUGGCGGCACUGCGGACAGUGGCGAUGAUGAAAACAGUGCCUCUUCAACGACCUCCUCCUCCUCCUCGUCGUCGACCGUGGUGGUACCGGUGCUGGUAAAGCAACGCUCGCGCAAACCCCCGGGACAAUCGGCCCCGGCACGCGUAAUAACGAUCUUCUACGAAACGCGCAGCUCUAGUCGCCGCCGUCAGUGCCGGGUGAGUCGAAGCCAGCACACCGAAUUGAAACCAUUCGCCGGAGGAAUCGUAAAGCGUAGGAAAACGGUAAUACGGUCCACCAACACUACGAACCACGGUGAGGGUAAAGGAUCGCUGAAUGUUCAUGCGCCUAAUCAUCGUGCGGCAGAAACGUUUGUGCGAAGAGCAUUGCGCUCGAACGGUGUUGUGAACGGGGCGACCCGGCAAGCUCCUACCAGUACGCCGGCGACCGCUGGCAAGCUGGUGGUGCACGAGUUUGGUGUCAGCACUACCACACCGGUUCGCUGUUUGCCCUCGGUACACGCCAACCUGCAACCCGCAUCACCCGGCAUGAGUCGAAGCGGUUGCAGCACAAGACGAAUGAGGCUCGGCGAGCAGCAAGCACUCGCUCUAUUACAACGGGAAUCGACGAAACGGGCGAAACAAUUGCGGCGUGCUCAAUGACCGUAAGGCGGCGGUGUGUAAAAUGGGAAGCAGCAAUAGCAGCCCAGCAAUAUAGGUGUGUAGUUUAGCUAGGGAAAAGCGACAGACAGUAAACAGAGACAGAAGGUGAAGCGAAAAGGGCUGUGAGCAACAAAUCGUAUUUCAUUCAUCCACUCAUUUUGUAAAGCAUCCUUUCAGAGGUCUUCCACACCUCACGCUAUGGAUUUUUUCCUACCUUUUUUUAUACAACUCUGUUCAUCACAAUCACAGGGGCGCGCCAAUUAUGCUUUCAAUUUAGGCUUCAUUUUAUCUCUACCCCUUCUCCUAUCCUCUCCAACGGAUGGAUUUUUCUCUCAUAGUGCUUGCAUUUUAUCCACCUCAAUCAUCUGUAUAUAAUAAUCGAGUUUGGUUUACGCUCAUCAUACUCAUCAGUUAAUCAGUAAUUGAUUUCCCCAUUUUGUUUUCUACAUGCAUAAAGUGUUGUUUUUGAGUUGUUUUGUCGUCCUAAGAGGGGUACGUUACAAUAGAGUGUAGUAAGGCCUGUAGUGUGUAUUAAUUCUCUGUGUGUGAGUGUAUGUUCCGUGCGACUAGGCUCGGGAUGAGUGUAUAGAGUACUAUAUUUUUCAAAAAGCGUUACACUAACCGUUACAAAGGACGAACUACUAGUUUCCCUCUAUAUUAUCGUUAGACAAACAACAGAAAAGUUCAAAGGCGCAGAUAAACCGGGUGAAGGAGAAGGAGAGAGAGGGUGUGUGUGUUAGAGGUUGCAUGUGCAACGUUAGGCCAAAGCAGAAUCGAGUUUGCGUAUGUUCAAAAAGUGCCUAUAUGACUGUGAGGCAGGUAGGAGUAGCUCACGCCAGUCGUUAGGAUAUCCCGAUGUUUCUUCGUGUACGGGCGCGCACGAGUGUUUGAGGAGUUUAAGUGUAAGUGUUCUUUUUGCAUGCUUCUAUUUUUGAUUUGCACCUUAAAUCUACAAUCAGUGGACAGUAGAGACAGUCUAACAUUUUGUUCUUUCAUGGAGCAGCGUCAGUUAGAUUUAGUUAGUGGUUCUGAAGCGGACGACUUCAAACAAACGGCGCACACAUGUUUAAAAUGCACCAGCCUCUCAAUCUUCGUAUAGAUUUUAGCUAGCAAUAAUUAUUUCUCAUACAUGUACAUGUGUAGAAAGCGCAGUGUUUUGUGAAAGCAAGAAUAUGUUUGUCUAGCUAGUAAGGUGUUUUUUUUUUGCUAUUGCUGUUUGUUUGCUAUAUUCUAUUGUGAGGAAAUAAAUAUUUUGAACUUAUAACCC
Messenger RNA from Anopheles stephensi (Asian malaria mosquito), 4416 nucleotides. RefSeq lists its product as uncharacterized. Gene Ontology annotation, cellular component: cytosol; nucleus. Lineage: Eukaryota; Metazoa; Arthropoda; Insecta; Diptera; Culicidae. Gene Ontology annotation, molecular function: cation binding; mitogen-activated protein kinase binding; protein serine/threonine phosphatase activity. The record is from RefSeq and is a predicted model, not a curated record. Gene Ontology annotation, biological process: protein dephosphorylation. Bases 219 to 3149 code for a protein of 976 amino acids. The transcript has 3 exons.